Uranotaenia lowii is the source of this 3018-nucleotide messenger RNA. RefSeq lists its product as uncharacterized. The record is from RefSeq and is a predicted model, not a curated record. Bases 985 to 2853 code for a protein of 622 amino acids. Gene Ontology annotation, molecular function: chitin binding. Lineage: Eukaryota; Metazoa; Arthropoda; Insecta; Diptera; Culicidae. The transcript has 4 exons. Gene Ontology annotation, biological process: carbohydrate metabolic process. Gene Ontology annotation, cellular component: extracellular region.
CCAGCAGAAUGGGAUGAUGGAACUACAAUCUCGUCGAGCUUCCGGUCACGUGGUGAUGAAUGUCUUGAAAGUAUGUGGGUCAUUCAACUAUCCUCGUUUUCAUCCUUCGAAGCAAUAAGUUGAGGGAACCUCAAAUUAAAAGCCUUGACUUUUUCCCCUUAGCCAAGAGGCAGAACACAAGGCUGCACUCUCGCCUAUUAUGGAAACAAUUUGUAAACGAUGCGAUAAACCAUGUUUUAGGUUGAGCGAUCGUUUUUUUCACCCACCAAUGGCAGAAAACAACGCGACGUAUGGGCAUGCACCUCCAGGAAAACAAACCACCGUCAAACAGUAAACAGGCCGAAAUUCUAAUCGCAAUUCAUCCAACCACUCGAUGGCUCUUUGUUCGAAACAAGGGCGUUUUGCGGCUGCACCGGAACGACCUUGCCCAGAACCGAAGAGGUACCUGAAGAAACGCAUCCAGGCGUUUUUUCCCAGCCCAAAAAACUUUCGCGGGAACGAAUCUCGCGCACACGUGGUUUGAGGAAGCAGCGCGUGAACGACUUUUUAUUGAGCGUCAACAAAUAGAAUUUCGGUUGGGUUGGUUGUUAAGGUUAGGUGAUCGUAGUAGCCGCAGCAACUUCUUUCGGACUGACAUUCUCUUGCGAUGAAAGCACGUGAGAAUUUGCAGCUUUCGAGCGACUGUUCGGCUGCAGCCAGAUAACUGUGUGGUUUUUGGAUGGAAAUGGUUCACUCUAUCGUUUGGACACGGGCUUGGACGAAAUUCGAGUCAUCGCGAGUUGCGCUGCUGCCGGAUUGAAUUUUUCGUUGUCGAGACAGCGAAGAGCUGCGCAGUUGACGGUGAAGCGUCUUAGGCCGUGCAGAUAUAAAAACAGACGGCGGAAGAACGGACCUGCUAGUGUAGGCACAGGAUCGCAUAUCGCUGUACGGUAUAAUAAGAUCGUUCGACAUUUGGGAUUGGGCUUUGGGUUGAAGAAUGUGUUGAUGAGAGCAGUGUCGAAGCAAAUUCGAACAAUGGACCAACGACGGGUGUAUUAUUUGGCGGUGUUGGGGGUGGUGGCGUUUCUGGGGUUUUUGGGGAGAUGCGAGGGAGUUCGGUACGGGGUGGUUUGUCGAGUGAAAGACACAUCGGUGGUACAGAACUGUAAUGUGUUGAAGGACUGUAUGUAUGAGGUGUACCCGGUUGAGACGGCCCAAAAUUCGAUGAAUGCAGUGAGCCACUUUGGAAAUCAGAACAAACUGUUUGCCCUUUAUGGAGGACCCAGUUCCUGUGCGUAUUUUUUCAACCUGAUCAAGAGUCAGAAGGGGCAGCAAACGCUGGUGGAUACGAUUUCGAAGCUGCUGCAGAAAAGUGGAUAUCGUGGGCUGGAUCUGCAAUGUGAUCCUUCCCUAGCGAUGGAUACUCAACAAGAUUACUCGGACUUCCUGGCCAAUUUGCGAAGCCAAAUCGGCGGAGGAUACAUCAUAUCGGUAACGAUCCGUAGUGCUACUGUGGCGCCUUGCAUCGUCAGCACCCUCAACAACGUGGUCGAUCUGAUCAAUGUUCCAGUCGAUACGAGCAUGCCACAGCUCUCGGCAAUCGAGAGUUUGGUAGCCAAUGGUUUGCAGCGUCACAAGGUCGUUUUGGAUAUCCAGCUUCCUAAUGUUGUGAACUGUCCCUGUGAAUCCGGAACGGACAACCUGUUUGCGAUGAUCCGGAAUGCGGUGCACGUGGUGGAAACCAACAGCCUGUUUGGGGCCAGCUUGCAGCUGGACAAGGAUGAUGCGGCUGGGGUUUGUGCCAAGGGGCGGUUUCCGCUGUUUUCGUUGUUGGUCACGCAGCUCGGCAUCGGGGCGUCCCAUGCGGCGGCAUCUGGCAAGGGGGGUUCGAGCUGCGCCUACAGUGGGUUCGUGCGCGAUACCCGGGACUGUUCCCGGUUCUACACCUGCAAUCAGGGAGUCCAAAACCAGAACCAAUGCCCGGCAGGUAAGUCGUUCGAUCUGUGCAGCAGCACCUGUCAGCCGACGUUCCAGGUGAACUGCAACCAGACCACGUGCAGCACCUUCCUGACGCUGGACGGGGGAAAUCGGAUUCCGAUUGCGAUUCCCUAUCCGUUCCCGAUUCCCGGUGCUAGCAGCGGAACUGUGGGUAGUACCGGCGGAAUGGGUGGAACCGGAACUGGGCCCGGCAAGACGGAAAUCGUCAACAUAACUAACGUUGUUAUGGUGAACAAUCAAACCUCGGAACUGCUGAAGCUAUUGAACGCUACGGACCUGGAACAGACUGUAGGUGUUGUUAACACUGCCCUGAAGGACGUAUACCCACCAUUGAAGGAUGUUGUAGAUCAAGUCAACACCCUGCUGAAGAAUCUUUUGCUGGGAAAUAAUGCUAUGAACUCGACGAUGAGCCAGAUGGAUGGCAUGAACAAGAAACUAGGACUUUUGGAAAGUAUCUUGGACGUGGUAGUUAAGCUGCUGAAGAAUUUGCUGGGACUUGAUCUGGGUGGGCUUUUGGGUGGAGGAGGUGGUGGAGGCAGUCCUCUAUCCGGAGUACUCGGGGGCGGUGGAGGUGGUGCCUCACCGACUGAUGCGCUAGGAGCACUUACUGGAGGAGGAGGAUCACCACUAGACGCCGUUACAGGUCUAGCUGGUGGAGGAGGAUCACCACUAGACGCUGUUACAGGUCUAGCUGGUGGAGGAGGAUCUCCACUAGACGCCGUCACAGGUUUAGCUGGUGGAGGAGGCUCUCCGCUUGAUGCAGUUACAGGUCUCGCUGGCGGAGGAGGAUCUCCGCUUGAUGCAGUAACAGGAGGUGGAUCUCCUUUAGGAGCAGUUACUGGCGUUCUUGGAGGUCUCGGAGGUCUUGGUCGAUAAAUAAACGAUUAAAUUAUUUCAUUUUUACGUUCCCGAUAAACCGUUUUGUUUCUACAUUCCGGAAGCAAGUAUCACAUCACUCCUUCUGAUGCGUAUGAGUACUAGAACCAAGGGGAAUGCAUUCCUCCCGGAGCGGUGCGUGUCAAAACGCCCACAACGGGUGCG